AUGGAUGAAAUGGUGGCAGAUUACAUUCAAAAUCAUAAUUGGAACUGUAAUAAAUUAUUACGAUUUCUGGAUCCAAUGGUGGUGAACCAAAUACAGGGUAUUUCGAUUCCUGUAUCCAACCAGGAAGAUGAAUGCAUUUGGGGUCCUUCCACCAGUGGUAACUAUACAAUUAAAACUGCUACUUGGUUGCAAUUACCAGAAAUAGAUAAUCAUAGCAGCUUAGAAUUACUAAAGAAUCUCUGGAAGCUUAAUGUUCCCCCUAAAGUUCAACUCUUUGGAUUGCUCCUCUUUAGAGGAUACCUUCAAGUUUUCAGGAAAUUGUUUGUUGACCAAGCUUGUGAUCGGGGUCUUUUUGUCAAUAUCUUAACAUUAUGCUGGCAGAUUUGGAAAGCUAGGAAUGAUGCCAUUUUCCGUGGAGUGAUCUCUUGCCCCAGAUCCAUUAUUGCAGCAGCAGCGGCCUUCCAAAACCUGGUAGCUCAAGUAGCAUGCCCCUUGGGUGGAGGCACCCCACAAAUCGCUAACCACAACAUUGCAUGGUCCCCUCCACCUGCAGGAGCUGUUAAAAUCAAUUUUGACGGAUCGAAAAAAGGAUCUUCUACGGCAGGGAGUUUUGUAAUCCGCAAUCAAGAUGGUAAACCCCUGUAUGCGGCGGCCAAAGGUUUCGGUAAUACUACGGUACCGGUGGCAGAAGCUACUGCCCUAAGGAAUAGCUUGGAGUGCGCCUUGAGGUUGAAUCAUACCAAUGCUCAAGUUGAAGUCCAACAUAUUUUUAGAGAGCCAAAUUUUGUAGCUGAUUCUAUUGCUCACCUUGGGCACACCUCUAUAGACGGCCUUUUCUGGACGGACACCAUUCCCAGAAAUGCGUCUAAUGCCCUGUUGUUUGAUGUUGUAAACCUUGGUUGCCGAAGAGGCUUCCGCAUCUAA
Messenger RNA from Rosa rugosa (rugosa rose), 924 nucleotides. RefSeq lists its product as uncharacterized. The record is from RefSeq and is a predicted model, not a curated record. The transcript has 2 exons. Gene Ontology annotation, molecular function: RNA-DNA hybrid ribonuclease activity; nucleic acid binding. Bases 1 to 924 code for a protein of 307 amino acids. NCBI's taxonomy places the organism in Eukaryota, Viridiplantae, Streptophyta, Magnoliopsida, Rosales, Rosaceae.